AGGUAGUGUGCUGUACAAUCAGCGGGACUUCCGAGCGCGAGCGGUAGUUGACAGGGGGCACGAUUGAUGGUACCGCCGUUGCCGAAUGUGCAUCGCUAACGAGACGGAUCUGCUCCAGUCUACAUAAAUUCUUUUCGAUUUCAUUAUCAUUAUUACUGACAUAAGAAUUUAAUUAUAUCCACGUUUUUACAUGGAUCGCAAUUCAAUCAAAUUCGCAGUGCCCCGGUCACGAAGGUAAUAUCGGCGCGUGCACGAAGCAUGAUACGGGCGACGGCGGUAUCGCGGAAAAUAAAUCUGAUAAAAAUGACGUGGUAAGAAGAUACGCUUAUCACUUGACGGGAGCGUCGAAGGAAUUACAAGGUAAAUGCACUUUCGGCGCACACCGAAUUAUUCCCGUCGCGCUAUCGAUCCGAGAUUUUAUCGCGUGAACGUAAGUAUCAACGAGAUCCCGGAAGUACGCCGAAAAAUUUCCUCGUCCCCCGGCCGUGCCCGAGCCAGACUUUUCUUCCCUGUAAUCCGAUACGGUUCGGUUCUCGGAAAAGUCGUGCGUAACGCACAAACAUUGUCGUGACAAACGGAAAAACCGCCGUGGAGCUGCGCUCCAAUGCGGAUUAUCGCCGCUCUUGGAUUCGCGUCCGAAGGGAAAUUUAUCGUUAUUACGCUAAUCUUGCGUAUUGCCAUCCUAAUUUGGUACAGAGUCGAUUAUUGCGACAAUUCUGCGCGAAUAUUCUUCGGCUUUAAUGUUACGCAACUGAAUGCACUCCUCGGGUCCGGCUGGUUUUGCGCCUAACGCGUUGUAUUGUUGUGGCCUGACGUGUAGAAGUAGGAUGGAGGAGAGCACGAGCUCGGAAAAUGUCUGGCACAAGGUCAAGCCGGAAGAGCAGAGCGAGCUGUUCCAAGGGGAGUCCGCAACCUCAUCUGUAGAGGCCAACUCUACGUCGUUGGCCGAUAUAUUUGACACGGCGUUCACGUCGACGGUCGAUCCAUCGCCGCAACCUCGGUUUCCUUCAGGUAAUGAAAUGGAAUAUGAGCACUUAUUUGCGGAAAGUGAUAUCGAAGAGUCAGACGUGACGGCUAUAGGUCCUUAUGCAAAUUCAGCUCAUCCUACUGCUUCCGAGAACAGUUAUGUUAUGAACAGUUAUGAGAAUUAUAUAACUCAGCAAGUUGCGACUGGUCGUUCGCAGGAAUAUUGGCAAUCUGAUCUCUUGAAUUGCAACAUGUGCCAAAAUAGACAAGAAAGAAAUUCUAAAAAAGAUCCGCCGACUCGACAAUUGAAUAAUUCGUGCGAGGAGAGAGUGUGUGAUAAUUAUAGAAGAAAAAGAAUUUUGCACGAUCGUGAUUUGACGGUCAAGCAUAAAACUAAGAAGAGCGACGAGCAAAAGUUAUUGAGCGGUCAACAGCCGGAUAGUUUGAGUAUAGCUGGACCAUCUAGAUUGUCAGAUCAUCCUAUUUCAAACAAUAUAACGAGAUCAACAGAAAAUGCAGAUGUUUUACAAAAUUUAGGAAGUGAUAAUGCCAAUGAGUCUAAUAGUUUGUAUCAUUCAGUUAUAUCAAAUGUGAUAACUCCUCAAGAAGUGCAUUCAUCUCAAAGCGAUGAUACACCAUCGGCACCAGAUUUGCAGUUAGAUUGGUCCUCCAGUAGUGAUAGUGAUGAUGAGGAUGGCUCAGUUGAAGUACUUGGAACUGUCAAUAAUGCCAAAAAUUCAUUAGAAAAUACAAAUGAAGCUAAUCGUACAGUCACCGUAGUUGACUUAACUGUAGAAUCUGAUGAAGAGCACACAUCAUCUACGCCAACAAAUCCUGUAGUUAAUCCAUGGUCAGCAGAUUAUAAUCAUAGAAAUAAUACUCACUGUGUGCAUGGAACACCAGAGUAUUGGAAUCAUUUGCAUAACAUGCAUAAUAGAGGCACGUAUCACAAUCACAGAUUGCCUGUUCAUUCAGGUUAUUCGUCUGUAGGAGAUGCGGCUACUGAAGUAGUGCAAGUAAGACCACGAAUGCAUCCUGUGCAAGAAAGAUUGUGGAUGAAUCAACAACGUAUGCAAGAAGUACAUAGACGAAGACUUUAUCACAGACGUUCAGAUCUCUCUUCGUUACAUCACACUGCGGGACCAUGUAACGCUCACGUGCAUUCAUCGACACAACAUACUUGCGGAGGAAACAUACUUGAGGGAGGAAACAGUAGUCCCCCGAACACUCCCCGAUGCAAUAAUGGAACGGACAACGCGACGUACACAGAAAAUUAUCUCCCGCCUCCUAUUUUACCGCCGCCGCAGCAACCUACUGUUUACAGUCACCCUGAGGCUCGAGGGCCAUCUAGCUUUUAUAGGGGACCAUGCCCUGUGCUGCCUAUAAUCGUAAAUCCAUUGAAUAAUCAGCCAGUAGACUCGAUGUCUUCACUGAUGUUACCGUCGAUACAUCAACCGAUACAUCAACAUGUGCAUCAUCACAUGUAUCAUUAUCCUCCACAUCGGCCGUCGCAACGCAUGCAUCACGUUCACAUUAGUUUCCAUCCUCAUAUGCAAGGAUCCGGAGCACACCAGAUAGUGCCGUUUGCACCAUCGGAAUUUCUGUUGCAAGGACGUCAUAUGUCACGACUGGACAAUUAUAUGCGCAUUGUUGAUUUGCGACGUAUGGCUCAUAUAAGUUGUGGGGCUACACAAGAGUCCAUUGAAAGCCACACAUUCCCUCACAAAUAUAAACGGGUAAAAAAAGUAGAAAAUGGGGAAGAUGCUAUUGAGAAAUGUACAAUAUGUUUAUCUGAAUUUGAAGAUUGUGAACGUGUCCGGAGGCUUCCAUGUAUGCAUUUAUUUCAUAUUGACUGCGUUGAUCGAUGGCUAUGCACCAAUAAACGUUGUCCUAUAUGUCGAGUGGAUAUCGAAACAUUUCUCCAUAAGGAAUUUACUACUUCGGCAUAGUUUAAGGUUUCCCAUAUCUGCCUCUUUUUAAAAUGUAAUCAGGUAACAUGUAUAUGAUAUCAAAUAUUUCAAAAUGGCCCAUCCAAGAAAAAAAAAAUGCACUGUGUUACCACUACUAUUAUGGAAUAAAGAUGUAAAAAUGAUGUUACGGAUAAUCAAAAUAACGAAGCAUCAGCUGAGUUCCUCAAGAAGACGAGAAGAAUUGUCAUUAUUCAAUUUUAAUAUUUCUAACGAUGAUUAAUUUUAUGCGUUUUGAUAAUGAUAAAUACUAAAUUGGUUUAGCAAACAUUUAAUGAUUUAUUAAAUCUUUUAUUUUUAUCUAUAAAUAUAUGAAAAAUAACCUAUA
Molecule: messenger RNA, 3261 nt
Organism: Wasmannia auropunctata (little fire ant)
Lineage: Eukaryota; Metazoa; Arthropoda; Insecta; Hymenoptera; Formicidae
Product: E3 ubiquitin-protein ligase MBR1
Exons: 12
Coding region: 756-2915 (719 amino acids)
Biological process (GO): protein ubiquitination
Source: RefSeq, a predicted model, not a curated record